Molecule: messenger RNA, 1896 nt
Organism: Colletotrichum tamarilloi
Lineage: Eukaryota; Fungi; Ascomycota; Sordariomycetes; Glomerellales; Glomerellaceae
Product: rhamnogalacturonate lyase
Exons: 5
Coding region: 1-1896 (631 amino acids)
Biological process (GO): carbohydrate metabolic process
Molecular function (GO): catalytic activity; carbohydrate binding
Source: RefSeq, a predicted model, not a curated record
AUGGGCAUCGCGGAGAUUCGGCCUUGUUUCGACAACGUCAAGUUUCCCAAGGGACUGGAAACACUGUGUUCUAGCUAUGCUUUGCUACGUGAGUCUACAGUGCCAACGCCUUAUCACGAAUUGUCAGGUUUCGAUGCUCGCUCGUUGCAACCUGCCUCCAGCUUGAGAACUUACCCCAAAGACAACUUUCAAGGCUUCAAGAUCAUGCACUUCUCUCGGCUGUCCGUGUUGGCUUUGGCCGGCAAAUUGGCCAGUGCCGGGAAGGGUCCCUUUCUCGAGCAGAUUAAUGACUCGACCUGGGUCAUUGGAAAUGAUCACUGGAACCUGACACAGGGUUCGCUCUACGCAACCAAGCUUUUCUGGGAGGGUGUCCCGGGCGCCGAUCUUGUGGGUUCGGCUGCCGGCCACUACGUCGGCUACGAUGGGGAGAACAAUCUCCAGUUCACAAACGCCACAAUCGCAUCCCGCGGUACGGACUACAUCGAUGUCAGCUUCUCCGCCGCUGCCGGUGACUUCCACUGGGUGAUCUUUGACGACUUGACCGGCGCGUACCAGUACUUUGUCAACCGGGCCCUCCCCGACAUUAGCAUUCUCCGGACUUUGUGGAGGUUGGCCCCCGACGUCUUCCUCAACGGUCGCACGCAUCUCAAAGAUGAGCCCCUGCCCGACUUUUCGCUCUACGCCACCGCGACCAAUGUACAGGAUGAGACCUGGCAACUGGCCGAUGGGUCCUUCAUCACAAAGUACGACUGGUCCAAUGCUGUCAGGGAUCGUGACUUCUACGGCGUCUACGGCCCCAAAGCCGGGUCGUGGUACAUCCAUCCUACGACGGAGUACUACAACAGCGACCACCUGAGCCAAACUUUGACGGUCCACCGAGAGUCAAAGACUGGAGAUGCAGUCCAGCUCAAUGUCGUUCAGGAUACUUCUCACUUCCGUGUUGGCAAGACAGUGCCUCAGCCAGCAGGCAAGGUCUGGGGACCUUGGUUGUGGUAUCUCAACAAUGGAGACGUAGCGGACGCCGCGCAAAAGCACAAGGAGGAAGUCAAACACGUCCCUUACACAUGGUUCAAGGACACAGCCUACCACUCCCGUGGCGGAGUCCAGGGAACUCUGGUCCUCUCCGACGGCCGUCCCGCCUCUGGCGCUGCUGUUUUCCUCGGUGACACCGACACUACCAUACGCCCCUCGAUUCAGGGCAAGAACUACUAUUACACAACGUACACCAACGACAAGGGUCGUUUCUCCUUUGACAAUGUUCGCAGCGGCGGGUACGCCGUCUACGCCACCUCCAACGGUGGCAAGCUGGCUGACGUCUACACAAACUUCACUGCGCCCCUGACCAUUACGAAGGACAAGACACUGAACCUCGGCAAGCUCUCGUGGACCGUUCCCAAGAGCAAGCAAAUCUUCCAGAUCGGCGAGUUCGACAAGAAGGCCAACGGUUUCAAGAACGGCGGCGUGCCCUACCAGCACGGCGUGGCUGCGCAGAGCCCCGCAAACCUGACCUUCACCGUCGGCAAGUCCCAGAACGAGGAUUGGUACUUUGCGCAGUCCGCCAUCGGAAAGUGGACGAUCGAGUUUGAUAUUCCAUCGGCGGACCUCGCUGCCAACAAGACUGCGCUGCUCAGCGUGUCGCUGGCUGGGUACUCGCAGAGCGCGGCUUUGGAAAUUGACGUCAACGGGCAGGUUUACGGCUCCCUGAGCAAGGACACGUUGACUAGCGAUCCUGCUCUAUACCGGUCUGGCAAGGUGAGCGGCGAGUGGCGGUUCUUCCAGUACAAGAUUGAUACCGACGUCCUCAAGGCUGGGCAGAAUACUGUGGGCUUCAGUGUUACUCGUUACACUCAGUGGAGAGGUUUCUUGUAUGACAGCAUCAUCUUGGAGUGGCUCUAA